UCACUACGCGCACCAGAGUUGGAGCUAAUCUACAGUGUGCUGGGGCAAAAUUGCAGUUGAGGUUGAUCACUUUAUAAUGUUUUGCUGAAUCGGAUCGCACAUUUCUCAUCUUUAAUCCAUCACUCAAAAACACAAACAUGCUGCGCGUCUGUUGGAAAGGGGCUCAUGCAGCGGCGCGGCAAUGUGUGUGUGGUAAAGUGACGGCCCAUCCAUUACAACACUGCCGCGGAUACACCACUGCUGGAAACUCCGGAUCUACUGCUGGGAAAAUAGUGGCUGCCAGUCUUUUAACAGUCGGUGGAGGUCUUGGUGGUACAAUCCUUUAUGCUAAAUGGGACCCCAAAUUUCGGGCAAAUGUAGAGAAGAGUGUUCCCUACUCUGAUCAGCUGUUUGAGAUGACACUUGGCCCACCUCCUCCUCCAUUCGUCCCUUUACAAAAGAAACUGGGAAAGAUCGAACCUCUGCAGAUAUCCUCAUUACCAGAAGUCACCAAGGAAUCAAAGCAGCCCAAAGCCAAAGUCAAGAAGCCUGAUCCAGCACCAGUGGGAGCUCCAAAUGCUGUGGAGAAAGCUCCAGCAUCAACCACACAGACACUAGAGGAAGCCUCCACCUCAGCGGCUCAUAUUAUUUCAGCUAUCAGCGAGGUGCCUUCUGUGCCCGCCCCAGGUACAAGCGAUGAAACCCCACCUGAACGCCCAGUCUCAACCCCCCCAGCAGCUGAAGAGUGUAAGGAGUGUGCUCAUCAUGAGCCUGUGCUGAAGGAGAGACCAGCAGAGGAAGUGACUGCUCGACUGGCUGAACAGGACAAAGCUGAGCAGGAUGCACUGACAGCUCUGACUGCUGGACUGGAGGAAAAUUUGGGCAGCUCAGCAAAGGUCACACUGCAGGCCAUCGGAGCUCAGGAGGCUGCACUGACCGCCAUCGCCGCACACACACACAAACUCAAAGAGGCCAUGGACUCAGAGACCCCUCCUGAUGAGAAGUCAGCUCAGUGGAGAGCAUUGAAUGAGGCUCUUAGUGAGAGGACCCGAUCUGUGGAUGAGGCUGGAGAAGCCCUACUCCAAGCCAAAAAAGAGCUCGAGAAACUUCGUGGAGUGAUCAACAGCGCUAAAGAAUCCAAGAUUGACGCAGCGAGGCCACAGAUCCUGGCCGCAGAGGAGAACUUGCACAGCAUGAUUGUGGAUCUGGAUAACGUUGUAACCAAGGUGCAGACGGCACAGUCGGAGGCAAUGAUCGUAUCUCAGUACAGUGAGCUGGUGAACGAGGCCAAAGCUCAGUUUCAAAAGGAGCUUGCCAGCAUCACACCUGAGAUCCAGGCCAAUUGGAAAGGACUUGCGGGAAAGCUGAGCGCAGAUGAUCUGAACUCUCUGAUCGCUCACGCUCACCGGCGCAUCGAUCAGCUGAACCGCGAGCUGGCAGAGCAGCGGGUGAGAGAGCAGAUCCACAUUGAGAUGGCUCUAGAGCAGCAGAAGCUGGAGAAUCAGAAAGCUCUAGAGAGAACCGUGAUCUCUGCAGUAGAGCACAGCCGUGAAGACAUGAGACUCGAGCAGGAGAAGAAGGUGCAGGAGAUGCGUGAGGUGAUGGAGGCUGAGAUGAGGACACAACUGCGUCGUCAGGCUGCUGCACACACAGAUCACCUUCGUGACGUGCUGAAGGUGCAGGAACAAGAGCUACGAGAAGAGGCCCAGGAGGUUCUGAACAGUAAGAUGAUGGAGCAGGAGACUCAUUACCGCAGACUGACUCAAGAACAGUUGGACACCUUCACUCUGGACAUGAAUGCUGCCUACGCUCGGCUGAAGGGCAUUGAAGAAGCCAUAGACAGUCAUGUGAUUGCUGAAGAAGAGGCACGUAAAGCUCACCAGCUGUGGCUGUCUGUGGAGGCUUUGAACUACACUCUCAAGUCAGCAGGCGCUGAUUCCCCCACCGAGCCUUUAGAGGGCGCUGUACAUGCCAUUAAGGAGAGCUGUGCAGAAAAUGAGUUUGCUCAGGUGUUGGCCACCGCCAUUCCCGAGGAGUCUCUCAGCCGAGGGAUCUACAGCGAAGCUUCUCUUCGUGCACGUUUCUACGGCAUCCGCCGGCUCGCGCGACGCGUGGCACUUAUCGACGAAUCGCGCAACAGCCUUUACCAGUACUUCCUGUCGUAUCUACAGUCCUUACUUUUGUUUGAAAGUGAGCAGUUAGCACCACCUGCUAAACUAGCACCUGAAGGUCUUGACACAUUCAAGCUGCUUGCCUACGCUACUUAUAGCAUCGAGCGCGGUGACCUGGAACUUGCCGCUAAAUUCAUCAACCAACUGCGCGGCGAGUCACGCCGUGUGGCGCAGGACUGGCUUAAAGAAGCCCGGCUCACACUAGAAACAAAGCAGGUUAUCAGCCUGCUAUCAGCAUAUGCUAAUGCUGUGGGAUUGGGCACCACACAGGCCCCUUAGCCACACCCACUGUUCACCACGCCCACUUUGUGGAGAUUAUGUAAAUUAUGAGGAGUCACUUGCCCAAUAUUAAAGGAACCAUUCACCCAAAAAUGACAAUUCUGUCAUCAUUUACUCACCCUGCUGUCAUUCUAAACUUUUUAUUUUUUUUAAUUUUUUUUUUUAAAGAAUCAUGUAGCUCUUUUCCAUACAGCAACAGAGAUUGAAAGAUCAAAAAAGAACAAAAAUACACCAUAAAAGUAGUCCAUACAACUUGAGCGAUAUACACGCUUUCCAAAAAUUGUGUGAAUUUAAGUUGUUAUUCACUGAAAAUCUGCCCCUCUGUUUUCGCUUGCGUCUAGCCUGUGUUAGCAUCCAAAUUCAUGCUGCGACAACGUCAUUGAUGCUAUAAUUACUUUAGUUUGAGUGUAGUAACUGCACGCAGCUCGCCAUUUUUGAAUGUGGAUGCAAAUGCAGGCUAGGUGCCAUCUUUGGCGAAGAAAGAUUAUCAGUGAAUUACGGCGUAAAUUUCAGUCUGUUCCUCUCACAAAGAUAUUGAAUGGCUACAGAAGACUUGGAAUGUAGCACAGGAGUCAUAUGAACUAGUUUUAUGGUGCUUUAUGGUGUCUUUUGCUCUUUUCUGAGCUUGACAGGUAUGGUCACUAUAAACUGUCAUAUGGGGUGAGCUUCAAUAACAUUCUUACAAAAUUCAGACUUUCGUGUUCCACAAAAAAAUAACAGCAUGUUGGUGAGUAUACAAUGACAGCAUUUCCAUUUUUGAUUGAACCUGCUGAUCCUCAGAUUAAUUUAUAAAUAUGUUGUGUGCUAGCCAAAUUUGUUUUGUUUUUUUCCUUAUUAUUUGUCCGAAGCACUUUUGCAGCAAGGCCUCCAUCCAGAACAACCAGUGUAGAAUGUCUAAAUGUACCUCAUAUGCAGAAAAUGGAUCUCAAGGGUUUAAAUGCAGUUGGCAAUGGCACUCCUCAGUGUAAAUGACACAUCUGACACUGGUUAGUACAAAGUGUGCAUUUAGCAGCUAGAAGGGCCUUCGGGUCAGUACCACUGUUGGGAGAGUGAAACUAACCGGUUCACUGUUUCAAAAUUCACAUGUAACGCUUUAGAUUCAGAGUUAUAUUUACUGGUUGUUUAUUAACCAGACUGUUGAAAAUAAUCAGCCCUUCUUUCAUUCAGUAGUGGAUAUCAAUAAAUCAUGGUUGUUGAAAAGAA
Messenger RNA from Myxocyprinus asiaticus (Chinese sucker), 3632 nucleotides. Its product is annotated as MICOS complex subunit MIC60-like. Gene Ontology annotation, biological process: cristae formation. NCBI's taxonomy places the organism in Eukaryota, Metazoa, Chordata, Actinopteri, Cypriniformes, Catostomidae. The coding region runs from base 138 to 2429 and encodes 763 amino acids. The record is from RefSeq and is a predicted model, not a curated record. The transcript is spliced from 14 exons. Gene Ontology annotation, cellular component: MICOS complex.